GCCCCGUUCCCGUGCGCCUCCGUCUCCCGGCUCUGGUUUCCCACUGGCAUUCCUGGCUGUGGAUCUGCUUGCCCCGGGCAGCCCCCGCGCUUCUCCUCCGCACUGCCCCACCCGCGGCCUGCGCACUCCUCGCUUCCUGCUUUUUAACGAGAUGUCGGAAGAUCAGCACAGUGACCACUUUAAUGAAGAGGGAGGUGAAGAUGUAGUUGAUGCAAGGCCAGACAGAAGUAGCAGAUUCUCACUUUUUGGAAAAAAAAAGAAGAAUGGAGAAGAAGAGCAGCCAAAGCCCUCCCUCAGUAAUCAAUACCGAAUUGUUACACCCACAUUCCAGUAUAAUAUGGACUACAAGAAAGUUGGUAAAUGUAUUAUUAUAAACAACAAAAAUUUUGAGGACAAAACAGGAAUGGGUACACGCAAUGGCACUGAUAAAGAUGCUGGAGAUCUGGCUAAGAGUUUUAAAAACUUAGGUUUUGAGGUUUAUACGUACAAUGACCGAAGCCGUGAUGAUAUGGAGAAAUUACUGAAGCAAGCUGCUGAGGAGAACCACAGCGAUGCCGCUUGCUUUGCCUGUAUCCUUCUGAGCCAUGGGGAAGAAGGACUCAUCUAUGGCACAGAUGGACCCAUGGCUAUCAAGAGUUUGACUGCGCUGUUCAGAGGAGACAAGUGUAAAAGCCUUAUAGGCAAACCCAAAUUAUUUUUCAUUCAGGCAUGCAGAGGCUCUGAAUUUGAUGAAGGUAUACAAACUGACUCUGGACCUGCAAAUGACACUCUGGAAACAGAUGCCAACCCGAGAUACAAAAUCCCAGUAGAAGCAGAUUUCCUGUUUGCAUAUUCCACAGUGCCAGGUUAUUACUCCUGGAGAAAUCCUGGAAGAGGCUCCUGGUUUGUGCAGUCUUUGUGCUCUGUGCUAAAUGAGCAUGGAAAACAACUUGAGAUCAUGCAGAUCCUCACACGGGUCAACUAUGUGGUUGCCACCAAUUUUGAAUCCCAGUCGGAUGAUCCACGCUUCAGUGAGAAGAAGCAGAUUCCCUGUGUGGUCUCCAUGCUCACAAAGGAACUUUACUUCUGAAAGUGUAUUUUAAUGCAGCCAGCAAUGAAAGAUCAGGGUAUGGUGUUGGGUGGAGAUUUGACUAUAAACAGGAGUCAAUACAUUUUUAGUAACAGAAAUGUAAUAACACUAGAUUUUUGUAUCGUAUAAGCUCGAGUAUCUGAUGGAUGGACAAUAUGCAAUAUUUUAAAGAAGUAAAUGCUGGGGGACAGCCUGACAGCUGUUAGGAAGAAGAAUAUGGUUGACUGCACAUUACACAACUCAAAAUUAUGGUAUCUUGAUUUCUGUUACUGUGGCUGUCACAAUAUUUGGCUGCUGAACAAGUUCUGAGAAUCACCUUCCUGACCCAUAAAGGUUUUUCCCAGAAAGCAGAUUGUAAAUUAAGAAUAAAACAAAAGUUUGUGAGACUCCUUCUCUUUUACUACUAGCUCAUGGAACCAUAAUCUCCUCAGAAAUUUCCAAAGACCAUCAUAUUAUUGGGUAUGUCCAGUGACAGUUUGUAGCUAUUUAAAAGGGUGUUUCUUAGUCUAAUUUCCUUUUAAUGAACAUUAGUAAUGAAGGCUAAUGGUUGCUCUGUGCUUGACCUGGAAGUCAAUUUACUUAGUUGUCACUCUAGCAUAAGAUGAAUAUAUUAAAAAAUCAAUAUUUAUAGGUGAUUUACCUGAACAAUAUGGAAAUGUAACAAAUAGAAAAAUGAAAUUCAAAACCCUUGUAAAAGAUUGGCAAACUUUAAUUGGUAUUGCAGUUUUUCUGCUUGCAGAAAAGAGAAUGUCUGCUUGUUGAUUCAGAAUUUUUGAACCCUCAGAAGGUUAAUGGCAAGGCUUUGUUGUAAAACAUUAAAAUUUAAUGUUGAAAUGAUAGAAUUAUAUGUUCCAUUAACAAAUGUAUGUUUAGAUUUAACUUCUAUUUGUGAGGAGUUUUGCCAAAACUGUAAAUGCUUACUUGAAUCAGAAACCAGAAGUGCCUUCUUAGUUACUGUAUGGUCUUGAUUUUGUGUUUCAGAGUUACGUUGGUGAUGUUUAUAUUCCUACUUUUUAUAUACUCUUUAUAGUUGGUAGGUAGCUCACAAAAGUGAAUUUAAUUAUUUGGUUAAACUGAUAAAUGAUGAGUUGCUCACUCUUUUCCCAGUUAAUGUACUCUAUACUCUUUUGCAAUCCUCUAAGAAAAUAAGUACAUACUAUUAAGGCCAAGUUACAAAAUUGUUAAGUUUAUUUUCUUACAAAUACUGUGACAUAGUGAGACAUAUAUUUUUUUCAUAAGUCAAAUUUACAGUUGUUUAAAUUAAAUAAAUGGUUGUUUUAUGAACAUAUUGAGCAUGACAUCAAU
This is a messenger RNA of Manacus vitellinus (golden-collared manakin), 2374 nucleotides long. It is a transcript of the gene CASP7, whose product is annotated as caspase 7. The record is from RefSeq and is a predicted model, not a curated record. The coding region runs from base 152 to 1069 and encodes 305 amino acids. Gene Ontology annotation, biological process: apoptotic process; proteolysis. Gene Ontology annotation, cellular component: cytoplasm. NCBI's taxonomy places the organism in Eukaryota, Metazoa, Chordata, Aves, Passeriformes, Pipridae. The transcript is spliced from 7 exons.